GUCACGCUGUCCUUUUUAACCCAUGAUUUGCAUGGCUUGGUUUUCCGUGAAGGCAUCGCCUACUCCGAGUGUAGUACUAGUUCACUGGAAGCACCCGAGAGCAGCGUUCAUCAUGAUACUCUAACAUCUGCCAUGGACACGAACGCUUCUGGAAACGGGACUCUGGAAACUGGAAACUGCUCCCAUGGAAACACGGUGGAGCUGCACAUGUACCCCACGGUUUACUCGCUGUUCUUCAUCGUCGGGUUUCCGGCGAACUGUCUGUCCCUGUACGUGGCCUGGGUUCUGAUGAAGAAGGGCAACAACUUGGCGGUUUAUCUGAUUAACUUGUCUGUGGGAGAUCUGCUGUACAUCCUGACCCUGCCCGUUUGGAUCGCCAUGGCGCUGGGGUACGCGCUGAACGACAGCCUGUGCAGCGUUAUAGCGGUGGUCAUGUUCAACAGCUUCUACGUGGGCUCGGGGUUCCUGUGCUGCAUCUCUGCGGACCGAUACUUAGCCAUCGCGUUUCCGCUGCAUUUCGCCCGCGUGCGAGAGGUCAGGACCGCCGUGCUGGUGAGCGCCGUCGUGUGGCUGGUGGAGAUCGCGCUUCACGCGGGUCUUCUCGCCUACACGGGGGCCAUCGGGAACCUUUCCGCCAGGCGUUUGUGCGCAGAGCCGAUGGUGAUGAGCUCCUCCGCUGCGAACGUGGCCAUCGCGCGCGCCGUCCUGGGGUUUCUGCUGCCCGUGCUCGUGAUGAGCUUCUGCUUCGAGGAGAUCAUCAGGGCGCUGAAGAAAAGCACCUCUACCGUGGUCAGCGAAAGGAGGAAGAUCUGCAGGCUUCUCUUCUCUCUCCUCUUCACCUACCUGUUGGCUUUUACGCCCUUCCAGGUGGUGAUGUUCAUCAGAGGACUGCUGGAGCCUGAAAACUGCAGCGUCGCGCAGAAUCUCAGAGACUAUUACAUGGUGUUUGUGGCCACAACGACAAUAAACAGCGUUUUGGACCCCAUCCUUUACUGUCUCAUUAGCGACAGCGCCAAAACUGAAAUGAAAAGGCUUUUUAAGCUCUGUGAAACACAACUGAGUAAGAUGUAUUCAUCUGUGGUGAAAACCUGA
This is a messenger RNA of Puntigrus tetrazona (Sumatra barb), 1092 nucleotides long. Its product is annotated as ovarian cancer G-protein coupled receptor 1-like. Gene Ontology annotation, molecular function: G protein-coupled receptor activity. Gene Ontology annotation, biological process: G protein-coupled receptor signaling pathway. Lineage: Eukaryota; Metazoa; Chordata; Actinopteri; Cypriniformes; Cyprinidae. Gene Ontology annotation, cellular component: membrane. The transcript has a single exon. Bases 133 to 1092 code for a protein of 319 amino acids. The record is from RefSeq and is a predicted model, not a curated record.